Messenger RNA from Spodoptera littoralis (African cotton leafworm), 633 nucleotides. The record is from the annotation of a GenBank genome assembly. Lineage: Eukaryota; Metazoa; Arthropoda; Insecta; Lepidoptera; Noctuidae.
AUGGAUAUUGACGGUUCUUCAGUUGGAGAGAUUGAUCAAAAUUUAUUACUACAAUUCAGUUGUAUGAACACAACAGACAGAGAUGAACUUAUUAAUCAAAUGCAGAGACUCUUGGGUCCUAGUAUAAAUUAUAACACAGCCAGCUUUUUCUUGGACAUGAGUAAUUGGAACCUACAAACAGCAAUAUGUUGUUAUUUAGAUUAUACAUUACCACCUAAAUUGCCAUCCAUGUCACUUAAGGCUGCACAAACUCAAGAGGCUGCUGUAGGACCUGGUGCAUGUUUUGAACAAAGUUGGAACAUUGCUAAUACUGGUGCCGAGGGGUGGCCAGGCAGCUGUAGGCUGAUUCAAGGCGGAGGUGAACCACUAGGUGCUACACCUGUCUAUGUUCCACCUUUACCUGCAGGACAUUCCACUACAGUUACAUUAAAGUUAGUAGCGCCAACUACACCAGGCAUUCACAGAGGAUAUUUCCAUUUGGUGACUGACAAAGGAGAUCAAAUAGGAGAUACAUUGUGGGUGGAAAUUACUGUGGAAUCAGAGAUUACAAUGGCACUUGUUGAACAACUGGCUGCUUUACCCGUCCCAAGUAGUAAUGGUCAGAUGCCACCUCAAGAUGAUCAGAUGUGUUGA